Aricia agestis (brown argus) is the source of this 2353-nucleotide messenger RNA. RefSeq names its product heat shock protein 68-like. The record is from RefSeq and is a predicted model, not a curated record. The transcript is spliced from 2 exons. Gene Ontology annotation, biological process: protein refolding; cellular response to unfolded protein. Bases 251 to 2158 code for a protein of 635 amino acids. Gene Ontology annotation, molecular function: ATP hydrolysis activity; heat shock protein binding; ATP binding. Gene Ontology annotation, cellular component: cytoplasm. Lineage: Eukaryota; Metazoa; Arthropoda; Insecta; Lepidoptera; Lycaenidae.
AAAACACCACUGGACAGAUAAAAUUUCUAUAUAUGGCAAUCUUUUCCAGAAACGUCUAUUGAACUUGCUUGUGAUUGGCUAGUUCGUUUCUCGAACUUUCUUAUUGGCUUCUGGGGACCUAUAUAAGCCAGCGCGGCGAUUUGAAUCGCUUCGAAUGGUGCACAAAGUGUUUCCUUUUGAUGUUAGAUAAUAUUUAGUGUGACUUAGAAUAAGUGAUGUGUUUUUAUUUUAAUUAGUAAAUAGUGUUAUAAUGGUGACUAUUGGCAUCGAUCUAGGAACGACUAACACGUGUGUGGCUGUUUGGAGAAAUAAUAGUGUGGAAGUGAUUCCGAAUGAAGCUGGGAACAGACUAACGCCAUCUUAUGUGGCAUUUACGAAGACUGAACGUCUAAUAGGCGAGAGCGCCAAAAAUCAAGUCUCCAACAACACCGCUAAUACAAUAUUUGGAGUAAAACGAUUUUUAGGCCGACAGUUCGACGAUAUUGUGUUACAAAAAGACAUAAAAAGAUACCCAUUUAAAAUUAUAAACUGCAACGGUAAACCAAAGAUAGUUAUUAAACAUAAAGGAAACAAAAGAACAUAUUCCCCCGAAGAAAUAUGUGCUAUGAUCAUCUACCGGAUGAAAGAGAUGGCGGAGUCAUAUUUGAGUGUCAAAGUGGAAAAAGCCGUGCUCACAGUUCCCGCAUACUUCGGUGACGCCCAGCGACAGGCGAUCAAGCUAGCCGGUUCCAUAGCCGGUUUGGAAGUUAUAAGAAUCAUUAACGAACCGACAUCGGCUGCAGUCGCUUAUGGCUUAAACCGGCGCCUCACUGGAAAACGAAAUAUCCUUGUGUACGACUUGGGAGGAGGUACAUUCAACGUAUCGGUGCUAUCCAUAGGAAAUAGUUGCCUGUACGAGGUGAGAGCCGUUGCUGGAAAUUUAGGAUUGGGAGGAGAGGAUUUCGACAAUCGCUUGGUUGCUCAUUCCCUUGAAGAUAUACGUAAACGUUACGGAAUUGAUAUAGAGAGUCCAAAAAACUUGCUGUGCCUGAAAUCAGCGGCGGAAACUACGAAACGAUCUCUGACGUCGGCUCGGGAUGCGAUUCUGCAAAUCGAAUCGUUCUGUAAUGGCAACGAUUACUACUGUCGCGUAUCCCGAACUUUGUUCGAAAAAUUAUGUUCAGAUUUAUUUGAAGAUACCCUGAAACUCGUAGGAGAUGUUCUAUCCGAGGCGAGGAUGUUGAAACAUAACAUUCACGAUGUAGUUUUAGUCGGUGGUAGUACAAGGAUCCCCAAAAUUCGAAAGAUGCUUACAGAAUACUUUGAUGGAAAACAUCUGAUGGUCCUUAACAAUCCAGACGAAGCGAUCGCUACUGGAGCUGCAGUUCAAGCCGCUAUUCUAACGGGGCUAUGUAAUGAUAAUUUGAAAAGACUCUUGCUCAUUGAUGUGCUACCUCUGUCUUUAGGUGUAGAAACCGCAAGAGGCUUAAUGUUUAAGGUAGUGGAAAGAAAUACUCCAAUACCUUGUCGUCAGACCAAAGAAAUCACUACUCUAGAGGAUUUUCAAACUACAAUGACGAUAGAAGUUUUCGAAGGUGAAAGAACUUUGACCAAAGACAAUCGUCUCCUAGGCGUUUUUGAACUGAAUAAAAUACCACCAGUGCCGAGGGGAAUAGCAAAGAUUGACAUUAUAUUUGAAAUCGAUUCAGACAGUAUAUUAACAGUUUCUGCUAGAGACCGAAGCACGGGUAAUAGUGAGAGUAUAACCAUUAAAAACAUGAACAAAUUAUCCAAGGACGAAGUGCAAACAAUGAUAGAUGAUGCAAAAAAGUUUCGUGAAGAGGACGACGAAAACAAAAGUCGCUUAGAAGUUAGGAAUCAGUUGGAAACAUACAUUUAUGAUGUAAAGACGACUGUAACAGAAAAUUUGGACAAACUUAGCGGUGAAGAAUGCGCUCACAUGAUCGGCGAAUGUGUAAAUGCUCUUACGUGGAUUGACGAAAAUCCAGAUUGCUUGAGAGAGGAAUAUGAAAGGAAAAUGUCUGAACUUUUAAUACGAUGGUCAUCCUUUUUGAGAAAAAUUAGGGGUCACGUUGUAAAACGACAACGGAGCGAGCUGUACAGUUCUGAUGGCGAAGAUAACGGAACUACUGUAGAGGAAAUUCAUGAAGAGAAGUGAUAAUACCUGAAUCCAUACGCUAAUCGAAGAAGCUUGGAGCAUCUUUUUCAUUCUAGUGGAAUCUUUACUGACUUUUAAUAAGGAGGAGGCUAUAAUCAUGCACAUUGCUCUUGGAUAUUUUACACUUUGUUAUGCUUUUACUCUCCUGAAAAUCCUGUUACCUCUUUUAAUCUUUACUAUUCAAUAUAGUAAAAU